This is a messenger RNA of Solenopsis invicta (red fire ant), 3183 nucleotides long. It is a transcript of the gene rt, whose product is annotated as protein O-mannosyltransferase 1. Gene Ontology annotation, biological process: protein O-linked glycosylation via mannose. Bases 109 to 2559 code for a protein of 816 amino acids. The record is from RefSeq and is a predicted model, not a curated record. Lineage: Eukaryota; Metazoa; Arthropoda; Insecta; Hymenoptera; Formicidae. Gene Ontology annotation, molecular function: dolichyl-phosphate-mannose-protein mannosyltransferase activity. The transcript is spliced from 6 exons. Gene Ontology annotation, cellular component: endoplasmic reticulum; membrane.
CUCCCCUUCCCCUUUUGUUUUUUAACAGCCCGCCGAUUCUCGCACACGCUAUUUCCGGUUUAAAAUUUUCUUAAAAUUUUCUCGCUCACACAUCGACACAUCUGCGAGAUGGAAGUCCGGCGCAGACGAGCGAGACUACAAGACGUCGGUAAGCGCGACGCCGACGCUGUCGAUGCUGACGCGACGAUAGAUCAACCGGGAACGCUUUCCAGAACGGACGAGACAGAUCCAAAUACUUCGAUAGAAAAUAACAAAGUAAAUCCAUGCUGUUCCAUCGAGGAAUCAAAGCAAUUUCUUUCGAACAAUGCGGUUCGCGCUCGAAUUAAGAUCAGCCUAGAAAUUGAUCUGAUAGCAGCGAUUUUACUAAUUACAGGCAUUUGCACUCGCCUUUAUCGCCUCGAGGAACCGCGCAGUAUAGUCUUUGAUGAACUGCAUUACGGCAAGUACGUCGGAUUGUACAUGAAGAGGACGUUCUUCUUCGAUUCCCAUCCACCUUUAGGAAAACAAUUGGUCUCUGCAGCGGCGUACUUGGCAGGAUUCGACGGGCAAUUCAAGUUUGACAGGAUCGGAAGUCCUUACAGCGACGCGAUUCCGUUGUAUGCGUUGCGCCUGGUACCAGCGAUAUGCGGCAGUUUACUAAUCCCCACGGGAUAUUAUCUUGUUUUGGAGCUGAGUUUGAAGCAGUGGGCUGCAGCGAUUGCCGGAAUUCUACUCUUACUUGAUAAUGCAUUGUUGACACAGUCGAGAUUUAUACUAAUGGAAAGUAUCUUGAUGCAUUUCUCGUUGCUCGGCUUAUUGUGCAUUGUAAAAUUUCGAAAAGUUAUGGAUCGACCGACAUCCGCAUCUUGGUGGAUAUGGCUGACGUUAGGCAUCGUGAAUUUAACGUGUGCACUAUGGUAUAAAAUAAUUCUUACAAUCUUUUUCUUUAUUUUCCUCUUAUUUUCGAUUAUGAUUAAGGCAUUUCUUUACAGCGUCAAGUACGUUGGAUUUUAUUCAAUGAUUCUCGCGUUCUUCUUGAUCGCUCACGAUUACUGGUCCCUGCUCUCAAGAAAGACCCUGUCGAACACGAUUUUAUGGAUUCAUCUUUUAUUAAGAUUCGUUGUACUGAUCACUGUUAUUGCCGCGGUAUAUCUGAGUAUAUUCUACGUACAUCUGGCGAUACUCUCGAAGGCGGGACCGCACGACUCGGUAAUGACGAGCGCGUUUCAAGCGAGUCUGGAAGGAGGACUCGCCAGUAUCACGAAAGGACAACCUCUGGAAGUGACGCAUGGUUCGCAGAUCACUCUGCGACAUACGUACGGCAGAGCCUGCUGGCUGCACAGUCAUAAUCAAGUGUAUCCGUUGCGAUAUCCCGACGGUCGUGGCAGCUCUCAUCAGCAGCAGGUCACUUGUUAUUCGUUCAAAGACGUUAACAAUUGGUGGAUCGUCAAGAAGCCAGACAAGAACGAUUUGGUAGUGACGAAACCCAGCGAGCCCAUCCGCCACGGUGAUGUGAUUCAAUUGGUACACGGAAUCACGAGUAGAGCGUUGAAUUCACACGAUGUUGCAGCGCCAAUGACACCGCAGAGCCAGGAAGUAUCGUGUUACAUCGACUACAAUGUAUCUAUGCCGGCGCAGAACCUGUGGCGGGUGGAAAUUACCAAUAGGGAUCACUCCGGCGAUGUAUGGCACGCGAUUCAGAGCCAGGUGCGGCUGAUACACGUGCACGCGAACGGAGCCGAGUUUGCGUUAAAGUUCAGCGGCAGGCAACUGCCCGACUGGGGUUUCAAUCAGCACGAGGUUGUCGCGGACCGAUUGAUGGACCAGACCAAUUCUAUUUGGAACGUUGAGGAGCAUCGAUACACCAAGAGUGAAGACCAGAAGCAACGGGAACGGGAGCUGAUCAGCGCGGAGAUGAUACCGUUGCAAGCGACCACGUUAAGCUUCUGGGAGAAAUUCGCAGAGCUGCAAGUCAAGAUGUUGUUUGGCGGCCAAGAGGGUCAGAACAGCCACAUGUAUUCCAGUGGACCUCUCGAAUGGCCGUUCAUGUCCCGCGGGAUCGCAUACUGGGUGUCUAACGACAGCAAUGCACAAGUGCAUCUUUUGGGGAACAUUGUGGUUUGGUACUCCGGUACGAUCUCAAUGAUCAUAUAUGUGACCCUAUUGAUAUUUUAUUUAAUGAGGAGAAGAAGACAAUGUUUCGACAUUCCGGAGAAAGAAUGGAAAAAGUUUGUCGAUAACGCUUAUGUACUGUUAGCUGGAUACUUGAUUCAUUUUUUACCUUUCUUAUUUGUUGAACGAACUUUGUUCUUGCAUCAUUAUUUACCAGCUUUUAUCUUCAAAGUUUUAUUAACGGCAGCUACAAUUGACCAUCUACACUAUUUAAUUAGCAUUUAUCGUCCAGCAUGGAGCCUUUCAUUGUAUAUCGUUACAUUCGGUAUCAUCGCUUGGGUAUUUUUCAUUAUCUACGUGUUCAAGAAAUUCAUUGUAUUCAGUUAUGGGACAUCAGUUCUCACUGCCAAGGACGUGAUAAAAUUAAGAUGGAAAGAUACGUGGGAUUUCAUUGUACAUAAAACGUAAGAAUUCAUUAAGUUUAAGAAUUACGAAACCUGUUAUACAAGAUGUAAUAUUUUUAACUACAACUUUAUACAUUGAAACACACGACAUUUACAAAACAGACGUUACUAGUGUAUUUUUACGAAAAAAUUUUUAUGAAAAUGCUAUUGCUUAUAAUGCGCACAUGUACACGUGUCGAAAUAUCUUAUUAUAAUCGAGCAACAAGUGCCACGAAGAUGGAAUAAUAACGUCGCGGUGAGUUCUUUAAUAAUAUUGUGAAAAGUUAAAUAUAAAUUUAUAUAGACUGAUUUUAUUUUAUGUUUUGUCGUUAUUUAAUGACGUAAUUUGAUAUUAUAAAAACCUUAAAUAUAUUUAGAAAAGAAAAUAUAUACAUAUAUUAUAAGCAUAUAUAUAUUUUAUAAUUAUUAAUUUCAAGCGAUAUUUUAUGAAAUUUGUUUAAUAUAUAACAGAUGUAUAAUUAAAUAAAACAGAGAAUUGUACGUGAAAGCUAUAAAGUUAAGUUAUAAAAUUUUUUAUUUUUUACAAAUAAUGUAUUUUUUAAUAAUUGAUUUAAAAAAAUCAAAAUAUGAAAGAAUUUGUAUGUAAAGCAUUUGUAUGACAAUAAAAAUAAAAGUAUUAAUAGUAAAA